Archocentrus centrarchus (flier cichlid) is the source of this 3617-nucleotide messenger RNA. Its product is annotated as transmembrane protein 150A. Lineage: Eukaryota; Metazoa; Chordata; Actinopteri; Cichliformes; Cichlidae. Gene Ontology annotation, biological process: protein localization to plasma membrane. The transcript is spliced from 8 exons. Bases 288 to 1160 code for a protein of 290 amino acids. Gene Ontology annotation, cellular component: plasma membrane. The record is from RefSeq and is a predicted model, not a curated record.
ACAAAACGCUGUUUUUUUAAAGGGAAACCAAGGUUGUUGAGGUCUGUUGUGGGCAUAGCAGGUGGAAGGGUUGCUGCUGUUUGCAGGAACCUGUGGAGCAGAAGAGCUGUGCCAUUCCCCCUUUUGCCCUCUCAUGCCCCCCCUUUCCCCCCGUGUGUCACCCUGUGUGUUAUUGCCCCCACUCCCCCACCCACCCCUAACCUGAUCCUUCCCAUCGUGUUGCCGCUCCAGCCCAAAGCUGCCCUCUCACCCCAUGCUUGGGACAAAGGUCGCUCACUGCCAGCCCAAUGACUGCCUGGAUUGUCCUGCCUGUCAGCUUGUCUGCCUUCUCCAUCACAGGAAUAUGGAUAGUGUAUGCCAUGGCUGUGAUGAAUCACCAUGUGUGUCCUGUGGAGAACUGGUCUUACAAUGUAACAUGCAUAGAGGAACUGCCCCGGCCAGGCUUCCCGAAGUCAUGCUGCACCAUCCAGGACAUCCCCCUCAUCAGUAAAUGUGGCUCCUACCCUCCUGAAAGCUGCCUGUUCAGUCUAAUCGGCAAUGUUGGAGCCUUCAUGGUGGUGAUGGUGUGCCUUUUGCGCUACGCCCAAGUGAUCGAACAUAGCCACAGAUGCUGGGUCAACACCAGCGCUCUGGUGUCCGGCUGCACCAACGCCAUUGGUCUGGUCAUGGUGGGCAACUUUCAGGUUGAUCACGCCAAAUCUCUUCACUAUGUGGGUGCGGGUGUGGCAUUCCCAGCAGGGCUGCUGUUUGUGUGCCUGCAGUGUGUGCUCACCUACCGCCUGGCUGUAACAGCCCUCGACUACUGGAUGGCGCAUUUCCGAGUGGCUCUGGCACUGGGAGCCAUGAUCUCUCUUGUCCUGAGUGGCAUCUUCUUCAUCCAUGAGAGCUUCAUCCUGCAGCACGCUGCAGCCAUCUGUGAGUGGGUCUUCACAGUGGACAUCCUGGUCUUCUACGGCACCUUCACCUAUGAGUUUGGCACCGUCACCAGUGAAACCAUGAUGGCAGGCUUACAGCAGAGCCACCACAGCUCAGGGGUGAUCAUUGGCUCCAGGAGCCAGGGCUCAACACUAGGCGGGGCAACAAAGGGCCUCAAGUCACCCGGGGGAAGCAGCACGUCCACACAUCUCAACUGUACCCCAGAGAGCAUAGCCAUGUUGUAGCUCUGCAUCACAGCUCAGAGGUCUGAAAUGUCAGCACAGAGGUGCUUCAUGGGCUCCCACAGGAAGGCAAGUUGGCAGAGGGAGCAUGUGGUGGAAGAGGGGAGUUUGGAUAUCUUCAACCUUUUUGUUUUUCUUUUUAAAUCUCCACUGUUGACACAACCCACUACAGUUACAGUUUCUGUAGUGUUGUUGAAAGUUUGGAGCCAGUCUGAGUUUUGGAAGCACGAAUGUUUCUCAGUGGCUGUUGAUAUGGGCAAUUCUGUAUUAAAGUUGGGUGUUGCCUGACUGGGAGAAUAGUUUAUUAUUAUUUUUUACUCUGCAUUACUGGUGUCUUGAUAGCAUUUUCUCCUUCCUCCCCAGACUCUUUUACCCAAAGCUUUGUGCGGCCCAUCUGCUUUGGCUUUUUGCUCCUCUCUGCAUGGCACACUUUUUUCUUUUCUUUUCUUUCUUUCUUUCCUUUUUUUUUUUUUUUUUUUUGGUGAAUGGAAGAGCAAUUCAUGUUUUUUGAGUUUGUGUAGUAGGUAGAAAACACUGAAUGUCUGAGAAAUGAAUACUUAGUUGUGUUUUACAGUUUGAAAGCACACAGGUUUUUUUUUUUUUUUUUUAAAUCAGUCAAGCAUAAAUUAUCUGAAAAUUUAAUCUUUGCACCUGAUGUAUUUGGUUGCACAGAUAAUUUCAAUGCAGAUGGUGAAGGUACUCUUAAAUAAUUUUUCCAAAAUCCAUAUAUGCGUGUGUGUCGGGCCUUCAUCUCUCAUGUGAGAGCAGCCUGACAUUUUCUGUUGAAAUGAAUCGUUUGCUUUUAGCUGAUAAUCAACUCAUCUCCUUGAUGCCAUUCCACUACUCUCCUACAUGUCGACAGUUUCUUUGGAUCACUGACAUUUCACGCAUUUCAUGCUACCCUUAUUUCACUGAUGUCGAUGCAAUAAUUGCCAUCAAUCAUGUGAUAAUGACGCCUUUUUCAGUGCGUUGGAGUUUAACACAAGAUCUUUUUUUGUUUGUUUGUUUGUUUUGACAGACAUUUGAAGUACAUGUUAUGAUAAAACAAGUGUGUGAAGGUAAAGCAAGAAUCCGACUUUGACAUUUGCAGAAUAACAUAGUUCUUGUCUACACAUUGAUCUGAUUCCAGGCUGGACCCUUGGAAGUCUUAUUUGAGUUUAUAGAAUAGCUUUUCUGUUCAGCGUGAAAUGGCGUGAAGCCCAAGAUAGUAAGAGGAAGUUUGAUUCACCGAAGAGGUCAAUAUGAUGCUUGUAGGCCACCCAAAAAAAUAAUACCAUACAGGUCAUAGACUGAUGUCAAAGUGCUUUAUGUAUUUUUUCUUUUUUUAAAUUGUUUUAUUGUUGCCAAUUUCUCAUUAAGUUGUUAGCUUUGUAUUAGCUCAGCACCAGAGUGCCACACGUCACCACUGGUCAAACUGCGGCUGACUAAUGCCACCUACUUACAUCUUUUUGUUCGAGUCAAUGAGGUGUGUUUCACUGAUACACAGUAUUCUGCCCUCUCCAUAGUGUUGACUCAUUUUAAACUGUCUAAAACACUGGAUGCCAGCAAUACUUUUGUUAUUUUUGUUUUUUAAAAGGUCACCUACCUCUUUUAUCUUUUGUGGGUUUGAUGUUACUUAAAGGUGAAAGCUACUGUUCUGACUCAUUUUUCCAGCUCGCAGUGUUUGAGGGUGAGUGAAGUAUUUAACACGAAGGCGGAUCAGCAAUCUGCGGCUCUGUCUGCAAGUGUCUGCUCUAAGAAAUGUCAGCAUUUGCCAGCAUCCAUCCCGUGUAACAGCACAGUGGAUGUGCUGUUACACGGGAUGCGUAAUGUCAGGUGUCUUUAUUUUGUGUGCUAAGGAUUUCACUUUUUUUUUCAGCGACUGCAGCAAUCCUGUCUGUCUGCAAAUCUUGCCAAAAAGACUAAAAUCCACUGGAGUUGGAGUGAUUUUUCUGUCUGUUCUGUCACUGUUUUAGCAUUAUCCCUUGUACUGUACCAGGGGAACAUGUUUUAUUUAUUUUUUUUGCUUUUCUUGUGUUCACCUAUAACCAUACUGUAACUGAGUCAUAAGGUGUGACUCCCAAUGGCAGCUUGUGUGAGUCCUCACAUCAGGGUUGGGUUUAUUCUGUAACAGCAUCUAUACCAUAAUGCCAUCAUCCACAGGCCAAAUAUUAAAUUAAAGUGGAUUUAAUUAGUUUUUUUUUUUUUCCUAUCCAAAUGUGCACUUCAAUAAGCAGUCAGAUCACCUGUUUGUUUAUGUGAGAACACUGUAUUACAAGAACCUGCCUGAACUGCACAGGUGUUGAACUCUGGCAACACAGAAAAAUUUUACUGGUAAUAUUUCCUUUGAAUUUGAAGAGUAUGUAAAUGAAUGGUAAUGAAGGAGUUUGACAAAUCCCUGAAAUCAACACAAAUUAUUGUUUGCUUUUAUAAAUUCUGUAAAUAUGUAUGAUUUGUCUAUCAUUUAGGUAUUUUCAUUUG